Tigriopus californicus is the source of this 967-nucleotide messenger RNA. RefSeq names its product translationally-controlled tumor protein homolog (gene Tctp). The coding region runs from base 133 to 651 and encodes 172 amino acids. NCBI's taxonomy places the organism in Eukaryota, Metazoa, Arthropoda, Copepoda, Harpacticoida, Harpacticidae. The transcript is spliced from 4 exons. The record is from RefSeq and is a predicted model, not a curated record. Gene Ontology annotation, molecular function: calcium ion binding. Gene Ontology annotation, cellular component: cytoplasm.
AUCCUAUGUGCUUGCCGAAAUAAGUUGUAACAGAAUUUCUUUCGCCCUUUUCCGGUCCAGACCUGGGUUUGUGAACAACUAACUCUCCUCUCUUCCAUUGGGAUUGCCUUCCAUUUGUGGCUUCUUAGCACCAUGAAAAUCUUCAAGGAUAUCUUUACCGAGGAUGAGCUGUUCUCCGACACUUACAAGAUGAAACUUGUGGACGAUUGCCUCUGGGAAGUCUACGGCAAGUAUGAAACUCGCAAAGGUGACGAAGUUGUGCUCGAGGGUUCCAAUGCCUCGGCUGAAGAAGCCGACGAAGGCACGGAUUCGACCUCCACUUCGGGUAUCGACAUCGUCCUUAACCAUCGUCUGGUCGAGACCGGCUUUGGAUCCAAGAAGGAUUUCACCGUCUACCUGAAAGACUACAUGAAGAAGGUGGUGAAGCACUUAGAAGACAACGACCGUGCUAGCGAAGUUGACGGAUUCAAAAAGAACAUCUCCAAUGUCAUGAAGGAUCUUUUAGGUCGAUUCAAGGACCUCCAGUUCUUUACCGGUGAGUCCAUGGACCCUGAUGCCAUGAUCUGCAUGUGUGAAUACAAGGAUGUGGAUGGCGAAGAAAGGCCCGUUCUGAUGUUUUUCAAACACGGUCUGAAUGAAGAGAAGUUCUAAAACAAGACAAAUCCCACGACUGGGAGACCCCCGGAGGAUUGGACCCUAGUCCAUGUCAGAUCAGAUCUGGACUUGACCUUUGUUUUAGUUGUUUUUCCCUGUCAUAACUCCCUCCCCCCCCCCAAAUAUUCCAUGCGCAUCUUGGUCUAUGAUUGUUCAGCCUAACAUCAGCAAACACGAAAGGAGGCGGCCAAGCCUAAGAUCGACACAUUUUUUACUCUUUACACACCCUGCCACAUGAUGGGAACGUGACUGAUACUAUGUAAUGCGCCCUUCUAUACCAUCUACAAGAAAUAAAGAAGCCUCUAUCUAGGAA